GAGGCCGGCCGCCCGCAGCCUGCUUCUCCGUGCUGAGCCCGGUGCCGGCCCCUCCAAGCCGAAACCGGCCUCGGCCCCCCGCUCGCGCCCCGCAGGCUCGGCGGCCGGGACGGGGGCGGUCCGGGGGCGGUGCAGGGAUGGCGCCGGCGGCGCUGUAGCGCGGAGCGGUCCGCGGUCCGCGGCAGCGGGAGACGGGCGGCAGCUCCUCCUUCUCCUCCUCCCUCCGAGCCGGGGUGGGCUCGGCCGCGGCAGCCGGGGUGCGCUGCGCCGCCCUGCCCUACCUUGCCGUGCCGCCCCGCCUGUGCGAUGGACUGGCAGGUGCUGACCAGGGAGCUCUCCCUCUACCUGGAGAGCCAGGUCCGCGUGGGGCUUUUCGGCUCCGGCGUGGGUUUGUCCCUGGUGCUGGGCUUUGGCGUCGCCUACGCCUGCUACUACCUCAGCAGCAUCGCCAAGAAACCCCAGCUGGUGGCCAGCAACGACCGUUUCUGCCGCUUUCUCGAGGAAUACUGCCCUGUUGUGACAGAAACUUACUAUCCCACAAUUUGGUGCUGGGAAGGUCGGGUGCAGACACUCCUGCGUCCCUUUAUCACCUCUAGACCCCAAGUACAGUACAGGAAUGAGCUCAUUAAAACAGCAGAUGGAGGACAGAUUUCGUUGGAUUGGUUUGAUAAUAAUGACAGCUUAUAUUAUCCGGAUGCCAGCACAAGACCCACUGUCCUGUUAUUGCCUGGCCUUACAGGAACGAGCAAGGAAUCCUACAUUCUUCAUAUGAUCCAUCAAAGUGAAACGCUGGGAUAUAGAUGCGUGGUUUUUAACAAUCGGGGAAUUGCUGGUGAGGAACUUUUGACACCAAGGACUUACUGUGCAGCUAACACAGAGGAUUUAGAGGCCGUUAUUCAUCAUGUACAUAGCUUGCACCCCUCAGCUCCGUUCAUGGCAGCCGGUGUUUCUAUGGGAGGCAUGCUUCUUUUAAAUUACCUGGGCAAAACUGGCAGAGACACUCCUUUAAUGGCAGCUGCAAUUUUCUCUGCGGGUUGGAAUGUUUUUGAAUCUGUAGAAUCUCUGGAGAAGCCACUAAACUGGCUUCUUUUCAACUAUUACUUGACUACUUGUCUACAAUCCUCUAUCAGCAGGCAUCGACAAAUGUUGGAGAAAUUAUUUGAUAUGGACCUCGUGAUGAAGGCUAGAACUGUUAGAGAAUUUGAUAAGCAGUUCACUUCAGUCAUGUUUGGCUACCGUACAAUUGAUGAUUACUAUGAAGAUGCUAGCCCAUGUCGCAAGCUGAAGUCAGUAGGAAUUCCAGUGUUAUGUCUAAACUCUGUGGAUGAUGUUUUCUCACCACGUCAUGCCAUACCAGUAGAAGCUGCCAAACAAAAUGCAAACGUUGCUUUGGUUCUGACUUCGUGCGGGGGCCACAUUGGUUUUCUGGAAGGAAUAUGGCCAAGGAAGUGCACUUACAUGGACAGAGUCUUCAAGCAGUUUGUGCAAGCUAUCUUUGAGCAUGGAAACAAAUUCUUUAGCAUGUAGCUUUGGACCACUAUUAUAGCACAGUGGCACAUUCUGACAAGGGCAGUUAAGCUUAAUGCACAAAUUUUAACUCCUGUAAGCCAGCAAAUGGAUAAAGUCCAUUACUACAUGCAAAAAUAUUUUUUGCCUAAGAUUUUGUAGCAAGAAACUAAAUAUUAUGUUGUCACUUUUAUAUUUAUUUUUAAUAUGCCUUACUAAGAAUGACCUUAAACGAAAACAGCAUUCUGCAUACAUCAAAUUGCACUUAACCAAAACCAUUAAGUAAACAGAUUAUAAUUCCUCAGGAUUUUAAUUUAAACUAGUACAUAUUUAGGAGACUUAAUUUAUAUGGCUUUUAGUAUUAGAAUGGCAACACUCAAAAUAGCAUAUAUUGUCCUGUCAUACACCGUACGAGCUGGCCCAUUCCUUAGGGCACUGAUGGUGAAAAUCUUAAAAUACGAAAACAAAAGAAGGAGGGAACACAAAGAAACACUGGUUCUUCAAAUAAGUAAAAAAUUUCAGCAUGUUAUGCCAUAGCAUUAGAUUGAUAUCUGCUUUUGCUGUUCUAUCCUGAGAGUAUUCAGAUUUAGGGCUAGUUAUUGUUUUUUAAACUAUGUCAAUGCCAUACUUGUCUUACAUGAUUAUUUUUAAACAGCUAAUUUAUAGUGUUUACAUAUAACCAAAAGAUUCCUUUAAAACAGUACUGUAAUAAUUUAUGUAAUUAAGACAUCUUGCAUUUCAAAGUUCAUGUAAAGCUGGGUAUUGUCAUAUAUGUAAUAUGUAUUUCAUAUACCUGGUAAACGUGAUGAUUCUAUCUGUUAUGUUUAUAUUACCCUGCAAGAACAUGUCAGUUUUAAAGAAUAAACAUUAGAAUAUCAGGAAGUUAUGAUAUAACCUGCUUUAAAUUAAAAAAAAAAAAAAGUAUCUGAA
Messenger RNA from Grus americana (Whooping crane), 2436 nucleotides. RefSeq names its product abhydrolase domain containing 3, phospholipase (gene ABHD3). The record is from RefSeq and is a predicted model, not a curated record. Bases 307 to 1527 code for a protein of 406 amino acids. Gene Ontology annotation, biological process: medium-chain fatty acid biosynthetic process; medium-chain fatty acid catabolic process; phosphatidylcholine metabolic process. Gene Ontology annotation, molecular function: monoacylglycerol lipase activity; A2-type glycerophospholipase activity; acetylesterase activity. NCBI's taxonomy places the organism in Eukaryota, Metazoa, Chordata, Aves, Gruiformes, Gruidae. The transcript is spliced from 9 exons.